AUGACCUCCCCCAUGGCUGGGAUCGCUAUGGAGGACAGUAGAGAGGACUUCAAGGUCUUGGGGUACCUCCCUGAGGUUCAAUCAGGAGAGUAUACAAGCGGAGAUUCUGCUGCAAUUGCAAAGAAGCCACAAGGAUCAUAUUCUCCAGAAAUGGAGAAUGCAUUACGUGUAAUCCCACCAAAGCCAUAUACAGAUAUCUUGGUACAACACUAUAUCCGCGAAACGAACUCGCAGUACUAUUGCCUCUAUCCACCAAUGUUCCUACGUGAUUACUCUACAUGGUGGUCGGGUAAAGCCAGCGGCCAGCCGUUGACUUCAGAGUUUACUUGUCUAUUACUACGGACAUGCGCAUGUUCAGCAUUAUUCCUCGACGCUGGCCUAAGGCAGAAGCUCGAAAUGGAAUUGGGAGAAAGUGUUGAGAGCCUUUCUGAGCGUUACCAUCAUGCGGCCAAACAACUGAGCAGCACCAUUGCUCCAGGGAAAGGAAGACUAACACAAGUUCAGCAACUAUUUCUCACGGCAUCCUGGUAUAAGGCCGAAGCCAUGUUUGUUGAAUCGUGGCAUGCCUUGAGCUCCGCCAUCCACGAGGCCCAAGAGUUAGGCAUGCAUAAGAGCCUCGCUAAGGUAGGACUUCCAGAGUUUGACAAGGAAAUGAGGCGACGUCUGUGGUGUAUCCUGUAUAGUUGGGACUGCACUUACUGCUCCUUUGAAAUGCCCAAUGUGAGGUUGGAAAGCGACCAUAUUGAAGCGGACGUGCCCUCGCCUAUAGUACACAUGGCGCUCCAGUGUCAACUCGGCCAGGCCUUGUCCAAGAUACCAGGGGUGAUGGGUGGAACGAUGACUCCCGCAAACGCCGUCACUGUUCAACAAGAGACCGAACAAUGGCUUGCUUCAUUUCCGCCUGCUUAUAGGCUUGUCAAUCCUGACAUGCAAUGGGACCGUAGUUACAAAUACGUGGAGGUGCAGCGCAAUCAGCUGCAUGCUAUUGCCUAUCUGGUCAUGCUCAUGCCAUUGAAACAAUGUCUCACAAGAGACGUACAUCAAGACACCUCUUCUAUCGAGAAAAGCCUCCAGCCCACUGCCAUUGACAUUGCACUGAAACUGAUCCAGGCGGCUCACCAGCUACUUGAUUGCAUGUUGCCUUCAAACGCCAAGUUUCAUUUUGCCCCGUUUGCGAUGUUCGACACAGCCGCCAGCCUAUGUUCGGCCAUCAUCCACGACCCUGGACGAUGUCUCCCGCAGCGAGACAAGGUCAUUGAAGCAAUCGGCGUGGCUCUGGGCACACUAGAACAGAUUAUCCACAACACGAACACCGCCGCAAUGUGCCACUCAGUGCUCUCAAAACUUGUGAACAAGCUCUCCUUGACCCCAGAGGAGAAAUUGAUCCUGCUUUCCAAGUCCUCCGACAACCCGCUUACAGGGUUGAAGACGCCCUCUGACUCCCAGUUACCUUUGAGUGCGGUCCCCGGCAUCGACUUUGCCAUUAAUAACAAUCUGCAGCCUUUAGACAUGCGCAGCCCUGAAACAUAUGUUCCCACAAUGUCAGGUUAUUCCUCCCUGGAACCGCUGGCACCUCCGUCCUCAGACCUUCAUGAGCUUUUCAACAUGGAUCUUGGUGAAUUAGGGCAGAUCUGGGAUUUGGAGAACCUCGGUCUUGAUUUCCCACAGUCCUUAACCGCUUAG
Molecule: messenger RNA, 1683 nt
Organism: Aspergillus thermomutatus
Lineage: Eukaryota; Fungi; Ascomycota; Eurotiomycetes; Eurotiales; Aspergillaceae
Exons: 5
Coding region: 1-1683 (560 amino acids)
Biological process (GO): DNA-templated transcription
Cellular component (GO): nucleus
Molecular function (GO): DNA binding; zinc ion binding
Source: RefSeq, a predicted model, not a curated record